AUGACUUUUCACCUUCACCAAGCGCUCCUUCCCAGCACCAGUCACAGCAAGCAUCCUCUGUGUCGGCAGCGGAAAGCUCUGACCUGGCCUCGCUACGGGAAGAAGUGCGCCGCAUCGCAGACAUACUCGAGCGAUCCGGACCCCGCGACCGCACUUCCUCAGGCCCGGACCGUUCUACUCAACGUCGCCGUGCCGCACGUUCCCCGACUCCUCCCACUUCGCCGCCAACGCGCCGACGCCACCUUUGUUGGUCCCCCCGCCGUUUCGGUCACACAGAGCUCGGCGAUGCGAAUCUCCGUGUGCAUGGCAGGGAAACUACGCCGGGGGUUACUAGCGGCGACCGGAAGCCCCCACCACAUACGGCAAGGUCGCCUUUUCUUCAUCAAGAAUCGGUGCGGCAAGCACAAUUUCCUUGUCGACACCGGAGCGGAGGUCAGCGUCCUUCCGGCCUCACCAUCCGACAGAAGCAGAACGCCCAUAAUAUAUCUCACAGCAGUAAACGGCUCCAGAAUUCCAGUUUACUACCGUCGUGCAUUGUCUCUCGACUUCGGAUUACGCAGGACAUUUCACUGGGUGUUUCUCGUUGCUGACACUCGGCACUGUAUCCUAGGCAGCGAUUUCCUAGGGCGCUACCAAAUUUGGUUGAUGUCGCUGGGCAAAGGCUGGUGGACCACCUUAACUCGCGUCACGGUCAACGGCGUAAGCACGCGGGCUACAUCUGUCGGCCUCGCGAUCACUCUUCCGCAGAACAAUGUUUUUGCCGAUCUUUUACGACAGUUUCCAUCCUUGACGGCCCCGUGUCACUGGACGAAGCCCGUCAAGCACCCUGUCGCCCACCACAUCGUAACAAGUGGCCAACCAGUAUUCGCAAAAGCUCGUCGCCUAAGCCCCGAAAAACUUGUUAUUGCGCGACAAGAGUUCGACCACAUGCUCGCUGUCGGCAUCAUUCGUCCAUCAUCUAGUAGCUGGUCUUCGCCCCUUCACAUGGUUCCCAAAAAGACCGGUGACUGGCGGCCCUGUGGAGACUAUCGCGCGUUAAAUUUGGCUACGGUUCCGGACCGCUGCCCCUUGCCCAACAUCUCUGAUUUCACCACGGGUCUUUCAGGUGCAACGAUGUUUUCGAAGAUAGAUUUAAUGAAAGCUUACCAUCAGAUACCAAUGGCCGAGGAAGACAUUCUCAAACCCGCAAUAGUCACCCCCUUCGGCCUCUUUGAGUUUCUCCGAAUGCCGUUCGGCCUCCAGAAUGCUGCCCAAUCUUUUCAGCGGUUCAUUGACAAUAUCACUCGCGGGCUACUUUUCGUAUUCGCCUACCUCGACGACUUGCUAGUGGCCAGUGCUUCACCCGAAGAACACCUUCAACAUUUACGAACUUAA
Molecule: messenger RNA, 1374 nt
Organism: Ornithodoros turicata
Lineage: Eukaryota; Metazoa; Arthropoda; Arachnida; Ixodida; Argasidae
Exons: 1
Coding region: 1-1374 (457 amino acids)
Biological process (GO): proteolysis
Molecular function (GO): aspartic-type endopeptidase activity
Source: RefSeq, a predicted model, not a curated record